AUGGCUCCUUCAAACAGUGGGGCGAUUAGCAUUCCGACGAAUGACAUCUCGAUGUCCUCCAUUUCGAACGGGAAUGGCCAGGAGCAGGGUUGGAGCAACGGCGGUGGUCGCUCGCCUGGCAGAGACCAGAAUACAGAGCCACCGAGGAGAUCAAGCCGGAGCAGGAGUCCGGGUCCUCGGGGAGACGACAGGGGGCGUAAUGAUGGCCAGGGCGGAGGUGGUGGUGUUAACCCAGGAAACAAUCUUCAUGUCUCCGGACUGAGCUACAAGGUUGAUACCCGUGAGCUGGAGCAGGCGUUUGCCAAAGUCGGCCGAGUUCAAAAAGCCCAGGUCAUGUACGAUCCUCAUACCCGCGAAUCCCGUGGGUUCGGGUUCGUGACUAUGGAGACUGCUGAGGAGGCUGAAGCCGCCAUCACUGCGUUGAAUGCUACUGAUCUGAUGGGUAAGACUAUUACUGUUGAAAAGGCUCGUCGUGGUCGCGCUAGGACGCCCACCCCCGGACGGUACUACGGACCUCCCAAACGCGGCCAAUCCGAACGUCCCUACGACCCACGGCCGUAUGAUAGUCGCUAUGCUCGUGACUAUGAUGAGCGCCGAGGGGGUCGUGGUGGGCGUCAUGAUGACCACCGUGGAGGCAGGGGCUACGACCGUGACUAUGGAAGGGACGACUAUGAUCGUGGUUAUCGUGAUUAUGACCGCAGGUACGAUGAGAGACGUGGAGGCGGGUAUGAUGACAGGAGGUACGAUGAGAGAAGGUAUGACGAAAGGCGUUACUAG
This is a messenger RNA of Gloeophyllum trabeum ATCC 11539, 777 nucleotides long. RefSeq names its product RNA-binding domain-containing protein. Gene Ontology annotation, cellular component: spliceosomal complex. The record is from RefSeq and is a predicted model, not a curated record. NCBI's taxonomy places the organism in Eukaryota, Fungi, Basidiomycota, Agaricomycetes, Gloeophyllales, Gloeophyllaceae. The transcript has 5 exons. The coding region runs from base 1 to 777 and encodes 258 amino acids. Gene Ontology annotation, biological process: positive regulation of mRNA splicing, via spliceosome. Gene Ontology annotation, molecular function: RNA binding.